Molecule: messenger RNA, 4211 nt
Organism: Cyprinus carpio (common carp)
Lineage: Eukaryota; Metazoa; Chordata; Actinopteri; Cypriniformes; Cyprinidae
Gene: scn2b
Product: sodium channel, voltage-gated, type II, beta
Exons: 6
Coding region: 169-834 (221 amino acids)
Cellular component (GO): membrane
Source: RefSeq, a predicted model, not a curated record
CACAACCAUACUAUCAACCAGUUUUCCUUCUACAGACACUGCCAGCCAUAUCAUAGCACAAAAUAAAAACAUUUUACGUGGUUUUUUUAGUAUAAUUGAAACGAAAAAAAUAGAUCUCAAAAGCUUUUCUGUUUUUAUUGUCCGCUACGUUUAUUGUCAUCGACCAAAAUGCCUAUUUUAUUGCAUUUUGGGAAAACGCAGUGGGCGUCUUCUUUGAAAUUAUCCUGCGUUGCAUUGAUGGUAUUUCUGGCCUGUCCAGUGAAUUCCAUGGAUGUGCUGGUGCCACCACAGAUCCUCACUCUCAAUGGGACUGAUGUCAGAAUCCCCUGUGCAUUCACUUCAUGCUACAAACUGGACCCCAGCAAGUUUGCCAUGAACUGGACCUAUCAGGAGACAAGCAACAGUACAGAAGAAAUUUUCAUGACCUAUAAGAACAAGAUAACACCCUUGAAGUCGACCCGAUUUGGAGAUCGAGUCAUAUUUUCUGGAAACCUGGAUAAGAACGACCUGAGCAUCACUAUCUCAAAUGUGCAGUUGACAGACGAGGGCAUCUACAACUGCUAUGUGCGCAACCCUCCAGACCGCAUUCGGGGCCACGGCAUCAUUCAGGUCUUCGUCCCGACUGAAUUGCCGCCACCAAGAGAUUCGACCAUUGCUGUUGCAAUCGGGGCAUCUGUGGGGGGAAUUCUAGCUUUGCUCAUUCUGUCCAUGGUAGUGGUGAAGUGUAUUCGCAGACAUAAGAACCAGGAGCUGAUCUCAGAUGAGCAGAAGAUGGAGGAAGAGGGCAAAGCAGAUGGAGAAGGAGGCACAGAAGAAGCAACAAAACAGCCCUAACCGCCAUCUUAGCCCUGGAGGUCUAACGGAUGGUGGAGCUCAAUCCUACACAUUCUGAAAUUUAAGCCUCCUGCCUGAAGAUAUCUAAGACCUUGUUUGACUCUUCAUCCUAUAACGGUCUCAUUCAACAUUCCUCGGUUUUCUCAUGUAGCAGUAGCAUGUCAUAAAGGAAGAUCUCCACCACAGUGCCAUGGUGUCCAGUUACCAGUGAGAAAUCACAAAGGGUUUCAAACUGCCUCUUCCACUCAAUACAACAGGUUAAGGUGAUAACUUCCUGCAGAACUCUUCGUUUAGACCACCCUUUUUUCAAAGUCAAGUAAUGUAUUUUUUUUUUCUUCUGCCACUAUUAGCACUAUUAAUAUCAGCCAUCCAGUAUUUCUGCUGAGAAUUUUCUAAAGAGAUGAAUUUUAAAUUAUACAAGGUCCUCUUACAACUGCCAAAGUGUUUUUACCCUUAUGGUGUUUAUACAUUUUAAGAGUUUCUUGAGAAAUCACUGCCCUCAACAACCUCUCAAGUGGAUGUAGAAACAUAACGUGUGUUUGUGUGUGCCUUCUCAUUGUGCCAGUUUGCUUCUGCUGGGUCUAGAAGUUUAUGUUCUUUUUACAGCAGACUAUUAGGCAGGACCAUGACUAUACAUCAGUGUUCAAAAUCUAUAAUUCGUUAGUGUACAGCACAUAGUACACCUCCAAAACAUGUACAAUCAAUGCAUGACAAUUUUCUUAUGCAUGAUACACAAUUUGCACAAAACAAAUCAUCAAUUUGCACAAGCAUCUGGCACGUUCCACAAAUAGGGUAUAUUUUGCUGUUCCAUGACAUUUUUUUUAAAGUCUUAGAGGCAUUAAUCCUAUGUUGUGUUUUUUUUUUUUUUUUUUUUUUUUUUGGACCUAUUAGAUAUUGCAUAUUUGUUAUCUAACAUGAAACAUCUAACAUGUUUUUUUUGUGUUGGUUUGUUAAUUGGUAAUUUGGACUUCCACCUAAGAGGACUUGGUCUUCUUGGACUAUCUAACAAUUAAAAUCACAGAAAAGCAUCAUAAUUUUAAAAGAUGAAAAGUAAAAGUGAGUGAAUUCUUAAUUUCUAAUUAAAUAAUUAAAUUAAAAUGCAUUUUGAGGCCCCAAAAAUAAGCUAGUUUGAAUGUUAAUAAUCUCUAUUUUCCCAAUUCUGAAUAGACAAAAGAUCAAACAAAUAUCAUACUGAGUGGCAGCUUAAUUUAUGCCAAAUUUGUUCCAAUUUGCAAAAAAAAAGAAAAAAAAAAAAGGAAUUUCAGCUAUUUUACACCCUAUUUAUGGAAAAUGCCAUUUCCAAAACAUUGCUUUCACACAUAAACAUCAUUUCAGGUGCAAUGAUUCGUUAAACAUGAUCUAUUUAUAGAUAAAAGCGAAACAACCUAUACACAAAUUUGAUUGCUAAUAUUAUAGAUUGUGUUUGACAUGUAUGUUGUGGUGUGUUAUUGAGAAUGUGUGAAUUUAUUUUACAUGAGUAUCUUAUUGAACGUAUAAGCUGUGAAAAUAAUUUUGUCAAUACUGAAUUUAUUAACCUCAUAAUCAAAUUUCACACAUAAUCAUAUAAUCUGUUCUGAAAGGCUAAAAUGGUUUUAAAUUGAGUAACAAGCAAAUGAAAGAUAACGGAUUAAUGCGCAUUUAAUGGAAAGAUUAAAAAAAUAAUCAAUUAUGCAUGACAUCAUAUCAUAUUUGUAUGCAUACAGAGGAAAUACAAAACUUUUUUUUUUUUUUUUCAUGUGAUGGGAAUCCAUUUUGAUAGUGAAACACAGUGAUUGUGAACUUUCAGUGGACUCGUGGUAAUAGACUGCAGACUGUGUAGUAGAUUAUGUAGGGAAUGGGGCAGGUCCCCUACAUACCUUCUGCUAAAUCAAACAAUUUCAACAAUUUUCAGAAUAGCCUCAGUAUUAUUACAGCAUAUUUUGUGCUAUGGUCAGGAAAUGUGAGUAUUAAAUAGUUCUAUUUGAUUAAAAAAUAAAUAUAUCAAAAUAUAUAUAAUAUGUUUGUAUAUUGUAAUCUUCUAUGAUGUCGAAAAGUAGCAGUAUAUGUCUAAUUUAAAUAUUCUGUAUAUUUAAAUUGAAAAAAAAGACAGUAUCAUAGAGAUGUAUGCUCAUUUACAAAUGGUUUUGUUCUACAAAAUGUUCUGAUAUAAAACCUCAUACAAGAUAGACAGUAUUUGUAUGCAGACCAUAGGAGUAAAGUAUUCCAGCACUUAAUUCACCAUGUAUGAUUACUUAGUGUGCAUGCUGUAACACUGCAUUCUUGCUGCACAGGCCCAAAGCCUGGAGCCACAGUGAUACUGAGGCCAGGGAGCCUCACCCUCUGCUGGGCAAAGCCGACACCCACACUGGCUUCUGUUUACUCACACUUUAACUCACUCAGUCCCCUUCUGACUGGCUUAUUUUAUUAAUUUUUUAACUGACAUAUGUGUUAUGUUACACUUCCACAUCAUAUUGUACUCCAAUACAUAUUUAAUAAAUCAAAUUAUAUUGCUUGUUGUUAUAUGAAAAUGUACUUUGAAGGAUUGCUGUGAUACCUCUAAAAUGUUGCUCCAUUUUGACCUCAAAUUCAUUGUAGGGAAUGUAUCUAUUAUUAUUGUUCAUUUGAAUGUUUAAUUCAGUAAUGCUUUAUUGUAUUAUGAACCAAAACUGAGAUUUGCAUAUUGUGUAAUCAUAACUGUUAACUGUUAUUGCUAUGUAUUCAAUGAUAAUCAUGUAUUCAAUGACACUCAGUUACAUAUGUACAUUGUAUUUUUACCACCGUGUUUUGCAUUAGAUAUUUGCAUAAUGUGAGCGACAUCAGGCAUCCACAAGAUGUUAAAAAAGGCUCCUAAAGGAUAUAAUAAAACCAUUAAGCUCAUAAUUUGAUUUGCUGCACAGCAGUUAACAUUAAGCCAGCUUCUGAAAUCCAGACUGAGGCUUAAUGAUUUUAUGGCUAGCGCUUUAGUGGUUGCCAUUCAUAGGUUUAGUUGCCAGGAAACAUGACUCCAAAUCCCUGAUUAUCUAGCCUGAUAUUAUACUGAAGGUGAAUUGUAUCAUCACAUAUAUAAUGCAACCAUGAUUGUACUGCCUUGAUGUUUUGUUUCUGUUUUGCAUUUGCCUUCAAGAUUUCAUUUGUACAUCAAGAUCAUUCAAACAUAACAUUUAUGUGGGCAUAAAAAAAUAACAGCAGUCCAGCGAGGUUGGUUGGAAUGGUUUGGGGACCAGUUUUUGCUUUAUUUUUUUCAUCAUGCAUGCCUCUGUUUAGUGUCUCGCUGAAGGUCUGACUCUGGCCUACUUUAAAUACAUACUGUAUACUUGCACUGCACCAUAACUAAGAGCUGCAUCACUGAUUGUUUUUUGUUUUGGUUUUGUCUUUUCAAUAAAAACAAAGAAACAAGG